UAUACGUUAUUUUUGUAUUGUGUGCCUCUUAAAUUCAGGAUGUUGCAUUAUCUUAAACAGUCUUCUCAACUUAGGCAAUCACUUUCAAAUCUUUGUACAUGAAACUAUGCUCCACAGCUUUCUGUUCCUGGACCAAUUUCAAAAAAGGAGUAACUGGAUCCAAGUGUAAAGGGGGAAAAACAUUUAAGUGGAAAGGAAUUACGUUAUGCAAAAAAACACAAGAUUUUUCAGUGAGACAGUUAGUCUUGGACUAUCGUAGACCUCCACGGAUCAGACUUCAAAAUGACAAGGAAAUUCUCCGUAUCUCGAAUCUGACGAAAGGGCAUGAACCCGAAACGUUAUCUUCUCUCUCGACAGAUUCAGUUUGAGUUGAGGCCGGUAGUGAUCUACAGAAAGGGAAAAAUCGAAGGAUGGCUUUCCCCCAGCCAAAACCUGCGGAUGGAAAAAUCAUCAUCUACCCUCCUGGUGUUAAGGAAAUUACUGAUAAGAUAUCCAACGACGAAUUGGUCAAAAGGCUAAAGAUGGUGGUUAAAACAUUCAUGGAUAUGGAUCAGGACUCUGAAGAUGAAAAACAACAGUAUCUUCCAUUGGCCUUGCACUUGGCUUCAGAAUUCUUUCUCAGGAACCCCAACAAAGAUGUACGUCUGCUUGUGGCAUGCUGUUUGGCUGAUAUCUUCAGAAUUUAUGCUCCAGAGGCUCCUUACACAUCUCACGACAAACUAAAGGACAUUUUCAUGUUCAUUACCCGGCAACUUAAGGGGUUGGAGGAUACUAAAAGUCCACAGUUUAAUAGAUACUUUUAUUUAUUAGAGAAUCUGGCAUGGGUAAAGUCCUAUAACAUCUGUUUUGAACUUGAAGAUUGUAAUGAAAUUUUUAUACAGCUCUUCAGGACCCUCUUCUCAGUGAUAAACAACAGCCACAAUCAGAAGGUUCAGAUGCAUAUGUUGGACUUGAUGAGUUCUAUCAUCAUGGAAGGAGAUGGAGUAACUCAGGACCUACUGGACUCCAUUCUUAUCAACCUUAUUCCUGCGCACAAGAACGUGAACAAACAAGCUUAUGAUUUAGCUAAAGUACUCCUGAAGAGAACUGCUCAAACAAUUGAACCAUGUAUUGCAAGUUUCUUUAACCAGGUCCUAGUUCUGGGAAAGUCUUCCGUCAGUGAUUUGUCUGAACAUGUUUUUGAUCUCAUUAUGGAGCUUUUCGCUAUUGAUCCUCAUCUGCUACUCUCAGUUAUGCCACAGCUCGAGUUUAAGCUGAAGAGCAACGAUGGAGAAGAACGACUAGCAGUUGUUCGACUCUUGGCAAAACUAUUUGGUGCAAAGGAUUCGGAGCUUGCAACACAAAAUCGCCCUCUGUGGCAGUGUUUCCUGGGACGAUUUAACGACAUUCAUGUUCCUGUGAGACUGGAAUGUGUGAAGUUCGCAAGUCAUUGUCUAAUGAAUCAUCCAGAUUUAGCCAAAGAUCUUACAGAAUACUUGAAGGUUCGAUCACAUGAUCCAGAAGAGGCAAUCCGGCAUGAUGUCAUUGUUACAAUAAUUACAGCAGGAAAGAAAGAUUUAUCACUAGUGAAUGACCAGCUGCUUGGAUUUGUGAGGGAGAGAACACUAGAUAAAAGGUGGCGGGUGCGGAAAGAAGCCAUGAUGGGCUUGGCCCAGCUAUACAAAAAGUACUGUCUUCAUGCUGAGGCUGGGAAAGAGGCUGCUCAGAAAGUGAAUUGGAUCAAAGAUAAACUCCUGCAUAUCUAUUACCAGAACAGCAUUGAUGACAAGUUGCUGGUGGAAAAAAUCUUCGCUCAGUACCUUGUUCCUCAUAAUCUGGAAACAGAAGAAAGAAUGAAGUGUCUGUAUUACCUUUAUGCUUCCUUGGACCCAAAUGCAGUAAAAGCAUUGAAUGAAAUGUGGAAGUGCCAAAACAUGCUACGGAGUCAUGUCCGGGAAUUAUUAGACCUGCAUAAACAACCUGCUUCAGAGGCUAACAAUAAUGCAAUGUUUGCCAAACUGAUGGCCAUAGCAAAAAAUUUGCCUGACCCAGGAAAAGCGCAGGAUUUCAUGAAGAAAUUCAACCAGGUCCUGGGUGAUGAUGAGAGGCUGCGAGGUCAGUUGGAACUGUUGAUUAGCCCUGCCUGCUCUUGUAAACAAGCAGAAGUCUGUGUGAGAGAAAUUACACGUAAACUAGCAAAUCCCAAGCAGCCAACUAAUCCCUUCCUGGAAAUGGUGAAGUUCUUGCUAGAAAGGAUUGCACCAGUGCACAUUGAUUCAGAAGCUAUAAGCUCCUUAGUGAAGUUAAUGAACAAAUCCAUAGAAGGGACAGCGGAUGAUGAAGAAGAGGGUGUGUCACCCGAUUCUGCAAUCAGAGCAGGCUUGGAGCUGCUUAAGGUCUUAUCAUUCACACACCCUACCUCCUUCCACUCUUCAGAGACCUAUGAAUCGCUCUUGCAGUGUCUAAAAAUGGAGGACGAUAAAGUUGCUGAAGCUGCUAUUCAAAUCUUUAGAAACACUGGGCACAAAAUAGAGACAGACCUUCUACAGAUACGUUCCACACUCAUUCCCAUUCUGCAUCAGAAAGCAAAGAGAGGUACCCCUCGCCAAGCUAAGCAAGCUGUUCACUGCAUUCAUGCUAUCUUCACAAACAAAGAAGUACAACUGGCACAGAUCUUUGAGCCACUAAGCAAAAGCCUAAAUGCUGACACCCCAGAACAACUGGUAACCCCACUCGUCUCGUUGGGACAUAUUGCUAUGUUGGCACCAGAUCAGUUUGCCUCUCCAAUGAAGUCAGUGGUCGCAAAUUUUAUCGUAAAAGACUUACUAAUGAAUGAUAGGUUCCCUGGAGGGAAAAAUGGUAAAUUGUGGACUCCAAAUGAAGAAGUCUCUCCAGAAGUACUAGCAAAGGUUCAGGCCAUUAAGCUUUUGGUACGGUGGUUAUUAGGGAUGAAGAAUAAUCAAUCCAAAUCUGCCAAUUCUACACUUCGGCUGUUAUCAGCCAUGCUGGUUAGUGAAGGUGACCUAACUGAACAGAAGAAGAUAAGUAAAUCUGAUAUGUCUCGAUUACGGUUGGCUGCAGGAUGUGCUAUACUAAAACUUGCACAAGAACCUUGCUAUCAUGAAAUUAUCACCCCAGAGCAGUUCCAACUUUGUGCACUUGUUAUUAAUGAUGAGUGUUACCAGGUGAGACAAAUAUUUGCUCUGAAACUUCACAAAGCCCUCGGAAAGUUGAUGCUCCCACUGGAAUACAUGGCGGUGUUUGCACUCUGUGCCAAGGACCCUGUGAAAGAGCGAAGAGCACAUGCCAGGCAGUGUCUCCUUAAAAAUAUCAGUAUACGGAGAGAAUAUAUUAAACAGAACCCAAUGGCUCAUGAGAAGCUUUUGUCACUAUUACCAGAAUAUGUAGUUCCAUACACAGUUCAUUUGCUAGCCCAUGAUCCAGAUUUCACCAAAACACAGGAUAUCGAACAGCUGCGUGACAUUAAAGAGUGCCUGUGGUUCAUGUUGGAAGUUUUAAUGGCAAAAAAUGAAAAUAAUAGCCAUGCUUUUAUAAGGAAAAUGGUGGAGAACAUCAAACAAACAAAGGAUGCCCAAGCACCCGAUGAUGGCAAAAUGAAUGAGAAACUCUACAUAGUAUGUGACGUAGCUCUUAAUGUUAUCACAAGCAAAAGUACUACAUAUAAUCUGGACUCUCCAAAGGAUCCUGUACUGCCAGCCAAGUUCUUCACCCCACCUGACAAAGAUUCCUGCAAUAAUAAGUGCUACUUGUCAGAUGAAGCAAAGACGCUGUUACUCACUGGAAAGCCGAAACCAGCUACAGUAUUGGGUGCAGUAAACAAACCUCUGUCAGCUGCUGGUAGGAGGCCGCAAACCAGAACUCCAGGGUUGGAAACGGGAAGCAAUAUAAGUGGAAACUCUGAACCUAACUCACCAGCUGCAAACAGGGGAAGGGAACAGAAUUCAGAAGUUCCAGAAACUGAAGUUAGUGAAAAUGAAGAAAAUCCAGUAAUAUUGCUUACAGUGGUCCCAGCUAAAACAGACAAGAAAGAUGAACCAGUUAGAAAUAAGGAGAUGUCCUCUGAACAGUCUUUACCACCACAGACCAGUACAGAACGCGGAAAGAAAAGGACAGCGCCUGCAGCUGGUUCAGAGAAUAUUCAGCAGAUACCAGAAGAGAAGAAAUCUGAAGAGACUGCAGCACCAGUUCCCCCCAAAGCCAGACGAGGUCGUCCUCCCAAAGCUGUAUCUGAAAGUAAUGCUGCCAAGAAUGCAGAUACAAACAAAACAUCAGGGAGAGGCAGGAAAAGAGUUGCAGCCAAUCAGGAAAGCCCUGCAGAACCAGAAACAACAAAUGUUAAAGUACCAAAACAGCAAGAAACAAAUGUUAAGAGAGCACCAGCACAGAGACAGAUGGAUCUACAAAGAAUCCAGGUUUUGGACAGUGAUGGAUAUUCAGUGAUGGAACUAGAGUCUACUCCAGAAAGUUCAGCUGAGGAACUGGAUUUGUUUAAAUCCUAUGAGAGCAGCCAGAAUGAGAUUGAUAACCCAAAGCUAGCAGAGGGAAGCUUCCUUAAGGUAAGAAGAAAGUCCAUGCCAAAGGGAAGGAGACAAAGGCUGUAGAAAAGAAGUAUUCCUUGCCACUGAGGGAAAUGUACCACAUAAAAGGAUUGAGAUACUAUACUAAAUCUUAAAUUAGUUUACACAACUCCUCACCCUCAAAACAUCAGGACAACACUGCAUCAGAGUUUGGGUUAUAUAUUAAGAAGAUAUUAUUGAACUCCAUUUAAAUUUUAACUGAAAAUUUAACUUUUGCAAUGUUGGAGGGACAGCAUUGUAAUUCCCUGGGGUUAUUUUUAUGUAGUAUCUUUAUAUGUUAAGAUCACUUAACAAUUAUUGACACUCGUAAAAAUAAUCACAAGAUUAAGAUUUUGUUACAAAUGUCUUAUGUAACCAUUUUAAUUAUGCUUUAGUAAUUUGCUGCAACAGUUUUACCUUCCAAAGUAAGUUAUUAUUACUGACUUGUGAAGUCGGCAAUGGUGCAUUAUAAAGUCACAUGUUACUAUUAAUUUUUGCAGGCGGAAGCAUUUGUGUUAUUUAAAGUAGUCCCAAUUUGAAUAUAAUUUGAUUUUGGUGAGAGUGAAAGAAUAAAGCUGUGGAUAAAAGAGCAGUUGAAUAUGUGCUUAUAAUAUUUGAAGCUACUGCCAUAAAUGUUGUAGUAAAGAUUUAAAAGGUGUAAUACUGAAGUCUGCCGUUAAGUUGGGGAUAUUUUUUGACACUGUUCUCUAAAAUUUGCACUGAGUCCACAUUGUUUAUCCUUUUUAAAGUGAAUCUCAGCAAGAUUUCUGUAUCAGUAUACUGUCCAGAAUCUGUGUUUGCAAAAAUGUUUUUUUUUCUGUAAUUCAUAUUGACAGUUAAUGAAACUUGCACAGAAAUUUUUUUGUGAAUACAGACUGAAGUCUAGUGAUAACAGUUGUUUUGGAAUUGCUGCCUUUUAAAUAAUUAUUCCCUCAAUGUAUCCUCAUUUGUGUUUUUCUGCUUGCCUUCCUUUACCAGGGAAAGUGGGGCUAAUCUGAACCUUGCAUUUCUCCACAGUUGCCAAUGUGCUGCUUUUGUUGGCCAACAUGCCAGCACACUUUCUAGGAUGGAAUUGGACUGCUGUUCUUUCUGUGUACCCCUCCCCUACAUGGCUGAGCAUUCUAUAUAACAAAAGUCUCCUAUCUGGCAGCCUGACUGAGAAUCAGUCAAGCUUAACCUUUACAGCAAGCCAAAUUCAAAUCUUCUUUGAGCAAGUGUUUUAAUUUGGGGUUUUAAGGGUCCCGGUGGGGAGUUCAGUACUCUAUUUAAAGGGUUUUCUUGAAUUUCACUUCAUGUUGAAUAGUGGAAAGAGUAAAAAAAAAUUAGAACAGGAUUUUAAAGCAUUUCCUCUAUCCUAACAUUGAUUUUUAAAACCUGCUUUUAGUACUUUUAAUUUAUGAAAUUUUAUCAAGAGGCCUUUUAUGUUCUACUUUCUUAUAAAACUAUAUUGCUCUGAAAGGUAAGGGAAACUUUUUGAGUUUCAGAUUUUUGUAUCAGAUCUUGAAGUGAAUGAGGUACUUUUGAAAGUCCAGUUUUAUGAUGAGAUGUUCAAGUUACCAGGCUCUGUAACCAAUGAUGUAAAAAAUGAAGUGUUCUAGAAAAAAAAAUUUGGAUUUUGGCAGCUUGUGAAGACAGUUCAAACAGUUCAAAUUGUUAAUGCAUUUUAAGUGAGUGUUUUAUUGAUAUGUUGAAUUUUUUUAAAGCUAUUUUUCACUAGUUUGUCUCCCAGUUCACACUCAUCUUUGUUUAUUUUGGUGAAAUUCUUUGCAGUUGCAUCAAUGUUAUGAUUCCAGACAUUGUUCAUUGUAGUUAAUGUGUACAUUUUGAUGUACACAUGAUCAUAUUUAAAUUUUUGUUGCAUAAAGAAAUAAAUGCUUCUUAGGUGUCUCCUGGUUUCUGUUUCUCUCUCUCAAAACCUGUACUCCUGAAUAACCAAAACAGGGCAGAUUAACAGUGAGAGAUGGACAUUUAAAGUAAUUCCGACUACAUUAAAAUUUUAAAUGGUCUGGAGUCAGGAGCGGGGAAGGAGAAACUGUCCAGGGAGGAUGAGCCUUUUUAAACUACUGGGAAACUUAAUCCAUCUCUACCAUACAGCAUGAAUUUAAACCCCCUCACUCUUUUGUCCACCCAGCCCACCCCACCAAGAUUAGAUGGGAAUUUUUAGACAUGCAUCCUUUUCUUCCUGAACUAUUGGACUGUGCCUUUGACAGUUUGUUUCAGCAAUAGUUACUCAAAAAGACAGUAGAGCUGUCCUUAAUUCUAGGUCUGUCAGAAGAGAUUGAAUAGAUGCAAGCCAUAGAAGUAGUGUAUGUGUGAAUGGUUCAUUGGUUUCAUUGUUGAGUUAUAUUAAUGCUACAUAUGAGGCUUGUGGGUUACAUAAAUCCAAAGUUAACCAAACUUUAUUUUCUUAUACCUUGGGGCUAGCUGUCAUUUCCUUUAAUGACUAGUACCAACAACAGCUCUAAAUUUAGUUUCCUUAAUCCUGUAGCUGUAAAGAACACUGUAUAUGAUUCCUGUAGUUUUUAUAUAAGUUUUCUUGUUCCAUUUUAAUUUUAAGUGCAUGGAAAAAUGAAGUGUUCUGUUUUAUCAGUCUCAGCAAGUAAUACAGACACUCUAACUGCCCACCUUUUGGAAUUUGCAGUUAAACACAAGUAGUCACCAUGUCAGGUCAGGUGCUUUUUUUUUUGCUUCUUCAAAAAAUGCAGUGACUGAUUUUCCACCAGUUCUGAAUAGUGCCUUACCAGACCUGUCAAGUAGUGCAGUUUCAAUCAUAUUUCUGGCAUCUGAUUCCACAAUUUAAACAGGAAAAAGCCUUGCUUCAAACUCUCCAAAAGAAUUUAGUGCAACUGUCUUAUAUGCUGGAUGACUGGUCUGAUAAGUAUGUCCUAUAACAUUUGCCGCAGGUCGGAGUUGAAUAAUUAAGUUCAAGCAAGAGGUGCUUGUAUUGCAGCAAACAAAACAUCCUGAGUUUUAGCAAUCUGUGACUACGAUGAUAUUUGGGUCUUUGAGCUUCCAUACCAUUUGGCAAGGAGCUUCUCAAACUGUUGUUUAGCUAGAAAAUAAAUAACGCUAAUUGCUGUUGGUAACUUAAUUUUAGAUCUGGUUUUAUAAAAACAAGAAUAUCACUGGAUUUCAAAUUGCUUAAAUACUUAGCCUCUAUGAAUGUGAUUGGGCGGGGGGGAGGGGCGCGGGGAGAAGAGGAUGUGUAUAUAUAAAUAUACCAUUUUAGGAUCUGCAGGGAUGUUGCAAGUAAUUUCUGUAAUGGGGAUUUUGGAAACUCUACUGUUUCCUUUAUAGAGAAAAAUAUGAAAUGUGUCCAAAGCUGUUGUUUCCACUUAGGAAAGGUGGAGAAUAUGAUGCUUGAGAGAGGAGUUAAAGAUGCAGGUGUACUUCAUCUCCAACUUGGUGCAUUGGAUGAAUCUUUCAGAUACUGCAGGUUAUCAUUACUUCUCCCAGAAACUUCUGUACAGAUAUGAAUAGUGUUUGGGGAAAUAUGAAUUAUUCAGGAAAAUCUGUGUUUUAGUAAUUGUUUUUUAAAAAGAGUGCUGGAAACACUCAGCAGGCUGGGCAGCAUCUGUGGAAAUAUAAGCAGAUUUGAUGUUUCAAGUCAUCUGUUGGUAUUUCAGAUUUCCAGCAUCUGCAGUUUUUGAUUUUCAUUUUAGUAAUUCACUUUGGUCUAAAACAGUGGGUGAUACAAGCAGCAAAUGUCAGUGCAUCUCUUACACACACUUUUCUGAAGAAAUGUACUCUAGAACCCACAGCAAUUAUACGCCAGCAGAAAUUGCAGUGAAUUAGUUUUCAAACAAGCGGUACCCAGACACGGGCAAAUACACGAGAAAGAUGUAAACCAAGUGAUUGAGGGAAGGUGGAACUAGGGCAGUGAUGAGGCAGGAGGGGUAUUGAUGAGAAUGAGAUACUUGAAAAUUUAGGACUUUUUCUCAAAACCUGUUGUCAUUUUAUUAAGAUUUGGGGACCAAUCCUGAUAACAAUCAUAUAUAUACCUUUGGAGGUUUUACCCAGUAAGUUGAGCAAAGUGAUUGUUACAAUGUGAACAGCAAAUACAAAUAAUUUAAGUUUUAAAACAACUUAAUUUUGUUCUGUACUAGUUUUUGUUGUGCACUUGAUUAAACCUAGUUUUCCAAUCCUCCAAAUGGGUCAGCGGGCUUUUCCAGUAAAUAACUGAACUGUCUAACUUUGCAGAAUUAACCAGUGCUUUGAUAUCACAAAGUUUUAUGGUGGGCAGAAAGAAAAAAAUUGGCAUGUUUAUCUCAGUGCUGGCCCUUGGUGAAAUUAAUCUGGUCUUGUUUUUGGUCACAGACUAUCAGGUGAUGUUGUGAUUGGGUUAGUGAAGCAUGUCAUUUAUGUAUUCCACCAACACAUGAAUGAGGUUUGUAUGUAGUCAAUAUGUCAUCAAGUGAAGGGUGCGUGUCGAGUGGGAAUCCUUGUUGAUGGGAUGGGGGGAGAGCGAGAACAUUUUCAAUCGUUAAAAGCUGGGUUUCUGAAAUGUGACAUGGUAUUGUUUAUUCUACACCAUAUUUUGCCCUGCUGCUUUAUUUUAAAACCUUGACAUAGUACAGCCAAUCACUUUCAAAAUGCUAAUUUCAUCUUAUGACUUUAUGGAAGAAGUAAAACAUUCUAACUAGCAUAUUCUUCUAGUUGCUCAGAACUUGAAUGGUUACAGGGAUAUACACUUUAAUGAAGUAGACAUCAGAAUUAGUACUGAACAAGUAUAUUUUAAAAAGUGCUGAUUUUAGCAAUGAUUAGUAAAGAAUCUUGCCCAGAUCACACUGCAUCCAAGAUGACUAAUUCGAUGUGACAAUUAGUCUACCACAAGAUACAUUACCCAUAGAUGGCAUUUGCCUAGGUUUUGGUAUAUAAUUGAAGAACUGUCUUCAAGAAAGGGGAUGGAAAGGAAAUAUGGGGGGUUGGGGAAGGUAUGCAAUAGCUCAAAACUUCCCAGAUUAAAUUUACUUUAAUAGUAAUGUAUUUUGCUCAACUAUCUUAAUUUAUUUGUUUUAUUUGCUAUAUUGCCUGAGAGUCAUUUACAAACUGAUCAGAAUUAUUUUACUGCAAUAAAAUGUGACAAGGCCAGUUACAUAAGAAUGGUACAGGCUAUGUUCACAUUUCUCAGUCUUCAAUAAAUGUUUGAGCAACUACACUUCGUUCUCUAUAGCAACUCUUGUCUGUUUACUUAUUGUUAAAUUUCCAGAGUAAAUGACAAUUACAUUAAAUUGCUGACAAUUUUUUGAGCUAAAAUGGGUAUAGUCAAUUAAAUUGCUGACAAUUUUUUGAGCUAAAAUGGGUAUAGUCAAUCAACUUUACAGGAGUAUCUGUAGAAAGAGAAACAGAAUUAAUGCUUCACAUUGAAGGAUCUUAAACCUUGAACAUUAUUUCUCUUUGCACAAAUGCUGCCCGACCUGGUGAGUGUUUCCAGCAUUAUGUCUGAUUUUAGGUCAGAUUUCCAGCACCAACAACUUCCUUUCAUAAUCUUGAGUUUCUUCUUAAUUUCCAGGACUAUGAUGUUAUUUGUGGCACGUGUUAAUUAUCCAUUUCUGUUAAAAUCCCAGUAUUCCAUUUGAUGUUCUGUUUUGAGGCUUCAGAUUUAUAAAUUUCACACAGUAGCUCAUUGGGACCCUAUGCACAAUUUUAACUGAUGUUAGCAUCUUCAGUCAAUGUAGGUGGAUAACAAUAUGUGUAGGUGCACAUGUUCAUUAUAAUGAGUGUGUUACUUAAAAAUACAAACACAAAAUGAAGACAGCAAAAAGAAAAUAGGAUUCAAAUGUGUACUAUCUUUUAUUACUUGUGAUUAACUGGAGCAGAGGUAUCAAAUACAAAUUCCAAAAUAAUUACAAAUAUCUUAAAUGACAAUUUAAUUUUUUUAGGGAGUACAAGAAUAGAUUAACUGUAAUUGCUUUAGAAGUGCUUCCAUUUCUUGAAAUGCUGCAGAUUUUGUAAAGGUACUCCCAUUCCACUUUUUGGUAGUUUGUUGACCCAGCAGCAAUAAAAGGAUGCCAAUUACAUUUCCAAGUCAGGAUGGAACUUGCAGUUUGUGGCAUUCCUUUGUCCUAUGAAGGCUGGCUGGACCCAGGAAACUGCUAGGAUGCCCUGGGUUGAGAAGAUCGGUCUCCAAUAAACACAAGCCAUCUUAAUUUCUGGAGAUUAUUAUAGAGGAGUCUAUGUUGGCUGAAAUGUAUUUAUGGUGUACAAUUGGGUCAAGCUGUUGCUUAAAUAAUAACGAGGGAUAGCUCUCCACAUUUAGCUAUACUGAAGGAUAGUGUAGAAUGGACUGCUUGCAUCCAAAACAAGUGCUUAUGUCAAUAUGUGGUGGUCUAUCUGGCUUUAUUUUUGUCAUUGUGGUUUGGAAUAACUUGGACAAUCCAGGAAUGUUUGUCAUCUGGAGUCUUAUUCAGCCAGACCAAGCAAGGUUGACAGAUUACCUACCCAGUAGAAAUUGUUAAGCAUAUGCGUUUUUAUUGACAGUCCAGAAGUUUUAUGGUCACUGAUGUUAGCAUUUUGACGCCAGGUAUAACUGACUUUAAAUUUCCUAGCUCCAUCUAGGAGUUGAAAUCUGUCUCUGAAGCUUUAGUGCCAGCUCUUUUAUUAUUAAAACUUGCUACAAACUACUAUGUUGCUGUUAAUGUCUGGUUAUAUACUCUUGCUAAAGAAAAUGUGCGGAUGGGGGAAUCCAAAAUUGGGACUGUUUUAGUUUUACCCACAUGGGAAUUUUUGGGCAUGCAUAAUAUAUACAAUGUUCAAGUUUACCAGUGUAAUCUGUCUCUAUUGCACAUUUUUAGUGAAACGGGUAGCAUUGAUGAUGAAAGUUACAAUGCAGGACGGUAAUUUAUCUGAUAAUUGCUAUAUUUUUAAGAGUGAAGAUCAUUUCAGCCUUUGACAAAACUAUGUAUGUACCUUUAUUUAAUAAUGAUUAGCAUAUUGGCAGUUUAUUUUGUGUUUAAUAAUCAAAUGAAAUUUAUUCCACUUUUUCCAGUAUUUUUUUUAUUUUAUGAUGUUCUGUCAAAAUGGAUCCAUUAGCAAAGAGCUACUUAUGUCUCCAAGUUAUGUCUGUGCCCUUUUUGA
This is a messenger RNA of Pristis pectinata (smalltooth sawfish), 11633 nucleotides long. It is a transcript of the gene pds5a, whose product is annotated as PDS5 cohesin associated factor A. Gene Ontology annotation, cellular component: chromatin; nucleus. Gene Ontology annotation, biological process: mitotic sister chromatid cohesion; DNA repair. The record is from RefSeq and is a predicted model, not a curated record. The transcript is spliced from 34 exons. The coding region runs from base 411 to 4601 and encodes 1396 amino acids. NCBI's taxonomy places the organism in Eukaryota, Metazoa, Chordata, Chondrichthyes, Rhinopristiformes, Pristidae.